Messenger RNA from Anopheles aquasalis, 9587 nucleotides. RefSeq names its product tetratricopeptide repeat protein 28. Gene Ontology annotation, molecular function: protein binding. The record is from RefSeq and is a predicted model, not a curated record. NCBI's taxonomy places the organism in Eukaryota, Metazoa, Arthropoda, Insecta, Diptera, Culicidae.
ACCGCGGGCGCGAGUGCUGUGUGUACGACGUGUGUGUGUUGGUGUGUGUGUUGGAAGCGUCAAUCAGUGGAGUGAAGCGAGUGGAGUGUUGGAUUCGCGAUGCACGGAACGGAACGGCGUCGCCAGCGAAGGGUGCACCAUGGUGCUAAUGCUGUUGGUGGUGGUGGUGGUGGUGGCGGUGUCAGUGGCAUUACCGUGGCAGCCUCAGUUCACUCCAAUGGUGUAGCGGGCAGUACGUUACUGAGCCAAGCGGCAUCGGCACACCAUCAGCCCUCGAUACACCCGACCGUCUGGGAGAUACUGUCCGCCGAGCUGAUCCUUUCGAAUGAACCGGAGGGAACACCGGAACUGCCGGCCGCCAAUCGGGCCCUGUUCCUCGAGAAGGUGCGCCAAUCGAACACGGCCUGCCAGAACGGUGACUUCAGCACGGCCGUCCAGCUGUACACCGAUGCGCUCGGGCUGGAUCCGGGCAAUCACAUCCUCUACAGUAACCGGUCGGCGGCCCGGCUCAAACAGGGCCAGUUUGCGCUCGCCCUCCAAGAUGCAACACGUGCCCGCGAACUGUGCCCCCAGUGGCCAAAGGCGUACUUCCGCCAGGGGGUCGCCCUACAGUGUCUCGGUCGGUACGGUGAAGCACUGGCCGCGUUCAGUGCCGGCCUUGCCCAGGAUCCCAACAGUAAGCAGCUGCUGGCCGGGUUGGUGGAAGCAUCGAUCAAAAGUCCACUCCGGCAUGCACUCGAACCAACGUUCCAGCAGCUGAAAGCGAUGAAACUCGAUCAAUCGCCGUUCGUCGUGAUUUCGGUUGUGGGGCAGGAGCUGCUCGGUGCCGGUCAGUAUCAUGCGGCCGUUACGGUGCUCGAAUCGGCCCUCCGGAUCGGUUCCUGUUCGCUCAAGCUCCGUGGGUCCGUGUUUUCGGCGCUCAGCUCAGCCCACUGGGCACUGAAUCAGCUCGAUAAAGCGAUCGCCUACAUGCAGCAGGAUCUGGCGGUGGCCAAGAGCCUGGGUGAUACGGCCGGAGAGUGCCGGGCACACGGGAACCUUGGUUCCGCUUACUUCAGCCAGGGUUCGUACAAGGAAGCGCUAACGUCACACCGGUACCAGCUGGUGCUGGCGAUGAAGUGUAAGGAUACGCAGGCGGCUGCCGCAGCACUGACCUCACUUGGUCACGUUUACACCGCGAUCGGCGAUUAUCCGAAUGCGCUGGCCUCCCACAAACAGUGUGUGCAGUUGGUGAAACAGAUGGGUGAUCGGUUGCAGGAGGCGCGGGAGAUUGGUAACGUCGGUGCGGUGUAUCUGGCGAUGGGUGAGUUCGAUUCGGCGGUCGAUUGCCAUACCCAGCACUUGCGGCUGGCCCGGAAGCUUGGGAAUCAGGUGGAGGAAGCGAGGGCGUACAGUAAUCUUGGUUCGAGCUACCACUACAAGCGUAACUUUACGCAAGCCAUCACGUACCACGAGAGUGUGCUGCGGAUCGCGCAGCAGCUCGGUGAUCGAGCGAUCGAGGCACGGGCCUACGCUGGCCUAGGGCAUGCGGCACGCUGUGGGCACGAUUUUGUGCAAGCAAAACGGUGGCACGAGAAGCAGCUGGAGAUGGCACUGGCUGCGCGGGAUAAGGUUGGUGAGGGGCGCGCUUGCUCCAACCUCGGCAUCGUGUACCAGCUGCUUGGCGAGCACGAUGCGGCGCUGAAGCUCCACCAGGCACACCUCACGAUCGCACGGCAGCUACAGGAUAAAGCUGGGAUGGGCCGUGCGUACGGUAACAUCGGGAAUGCGUACUCGGCCGCCGGGUACUACGAAUCCGCCAUCAAGUACCACAAACAGGAACUGAUCAUCAGCAAGGAGGUGCACGAUCGUAGUGCGGAAGCAUCCACUCACGGCAACCUGGCCGUCGCUUACCAAGCACUCGGUGCGCACGAUAUGGCCCUGAUGCACUACCGGGCACAUCUGAAUAUAGCGCGCGAACUCAAAGACACGGCCGGUGAAGCGUGCGCCCUGCUGAACCUCGGUAACUGUCUCAGCUCACGGCAAGAGUUUGCCCAGGCCGUCCCGUACUACGAACAGUACCUGAUGCUCUCCCAGGAGCUCGGUGAUGUGGCGGCCGAAGGGAAGGCUUGCCAUUUCCUCGGCUACGCACACUACUGCAUCGGCAACUACCGGGAAGCGGUCCGGUACUACGAUCAGGACCUAGCGCUUGCCAAAGAUCUGCAGAACAAGAUGAACAUGGGCCGGGCGUACUGUAACCUCGGGUUGGCGCAUCUUGCCCUCGGCAACACCGGGGGGGCACUCGAGUGCCAAAAGUACUUCCUGGCGAUCGCGCACAUGACGAACCAUCUGCCGGGGAAGUUCCGUGCCCUCGGUAACAUCGGUGACGUGCUGAUCCGGAUGGGGGACGUUGAUGAGGCGAUCAAAAUGUACCAACGGCAGCUAGCGCUCGCAAGGCAAACGCGCGAACGUGGCAUGGAAGCGGCGGCUUGCGGUGCGCUGGGACUCGCCCAUCGGUUGCUGAAAAAGUUCGACAAAGCGCUCGGUUACCAUACGCAGGAACUGACGUUACGGCAGGAGAUGGGUGAUCUACCGGGCGAGUGUCGGGCGCACGGGCACCUCGGCGCUGUCCAUAUGGCACUCGGGAACUAUACGCACGCGGUCAAGUGCUACCAGGAGCAGCUCGAGCGCGCCCAGGAGCUACAGGAUUCGGCGGUUGAAGCGCAAGCGUUCGGUAACCUGGGGAUCGCGAGGCUCAACAUGGGUCACUACGAGGAUGCGAUCGGUUACCUCGAGCAGCAGCUCGGAACGUUGGAGCAGGUGAACACCCCGACGGCACAGCACGAUCGAGCGCGGGCCCUCGGCCAUCUGGGUGAUUGUUACGAUGCGCUGGGUGAUUACCAUGCCGAAGCGAUCAAGUGCCACGAGCGUCACCUACAGCUAGCGAUCGCACUGCAGAGUGCACGGGAUCAGGAACGGGCGUACCGGGGGCUCGGCAAUUGCUACAAAUCCGUCGGUAACCUGCAGGAAGCGCUCGUCUGCCUGGAGAAACGCCUCGUAGUCGCGCACGAGCUCGGUAGCCCGGAGGCGAAAGCGGCCGCCUACGGGGAUCUCGGUGCGAUCCACAGUGCCCUCGGGAAUUACGAACAAGCCAUCAACUGUCUCGAGCACCAGCGGGACAUUGCGCGGGAUCUGGGUGAUCGCGUACUGACGUCCGAUGCGCUCAGUGGUCUCGGUGGUGUGUUCCAGCAGAUGGGCGAUUACGAGGAAUCGCUUCGGUUGCACAAACAGGACCUGGAACUGUGUGAAGCGAUCAACCAUGGUACACUGCAGGCGCGAGCCUGUGGGAACCUCGGUUCGGUGUACGAUUCGUUGGCCAGCUUCCCGGACUCGGCACGGUACUACGAGAAGCAACUGACGCUGACGGGUGACCGGUUAACGAAGGCACACGCCUGUCUAGCGCUCGGUCGGGUUUAUCACAUGAUGGAACAGAUUCCACCCGCCAUCAACUUCCUCCGGCAGGGCCUAGCGAUCGCACAAUCGCUAAACAAACUCGAGGAUGAAGCCAAAAUACGGUACCGGCUCGGUAUGUCGCUGCUAGCGUCCGGUGAUGACGAUACGGCACGCCAACAGAUGGAAAGUGCGGCGCAAAUCCUGGAAUCCAUCCGCAGCGAUCAGGUGACGGCCGAAGCGCGUACGAGUUUGUACGAUCUACAGACGUCCUGCUAUCAGUCACUGCAGCGUGUGCUGGUUGGGUUGGGCCGUAACGAGGAAGCGCUGGUCGCUGCCGAACGGUGUCGAUCGCGGAUGGGCGCUGACUCGAACCAGAGUGCCGAAAACUCCCUGAACAACCGCAAAACGUUGCUCACCUGUAGCGAGUACAUUUUUGAUACGGUCAAUCGCAGCAAAACCAGCAUCAUCUACUACAGUCUGGCCGGGAAUGAGCUGUACGCGUGGUUCCUUCAACCUCAGAAGCGCAUCGUGCGCUUCCACGCGACCACAAUCGACGAACAGACGCUGCCGAUGAAGAAGAAGCAGCUACUGAUGGCGGCACUCGGUUCGGAGAAGAAAAUGAUCGGUGGCAGUGGAUCGGUGGCUGGUGGUGGUACGGGUCAGCAGGACGGUUCGGUGCAAGGGGAAAGUUUGCUCGAGCAGUACAUCAACUAUGUGCGCGACAGUUUGGGCGUCAAUUCGGGGAGCGUGCUGCAGGAGGGCGACGGUAGUGGCUGGAAGUCAUCGAACGAGAACCUGAUCGACGAUUUCGCCAACGAGCGAGCGGGUUUCCUGCGGAUGGUCAACCGGAAUCAUCUGAUGAACUCGAGCAACUACUCGCUCAGCUCGCUCUUCAGUCUCGGCAGUGUCGGUGGUUCCGUCGCCAGUCUGCAGGGUUCAACAAGGUCAAUCGGAAGCCUGCAGGGAUCGACACGAUCGAGACGCUCGAAUAUGUUGCCACCGUGGCAGGGACCGUCCUGUCUGCACGUGCUCUACAAUCUGCUGCUGGCACCGUUCGAGGAUCUGCUACCGGACAUUAGCACAACGGCCCGUAUUGGCCGACGUGAGUUGAUUCUGGUGCUCGAGAAGGAGCUGUACCUUGUGCCGUUUGCGAUCCUGCGCAGUGGCGACGAGGAUGGUGAAUAUCUGUCCGAACGCUGCUCACUUCUGACCGUACCAUCGUUGCACACGUUGCGCCAGAAGAGCCGUACGAAAACCCGUGAACCAGCCGAAGGACUGAACAGUGCGCUGGUGAUCGGUGGUCCAAAGAUACCGGCCUCCCUCUCGGAGACCUGGGGCUGGUCAGAAUCACCGGCCUCCCUCCAGGAAGCGGCCAUGGUCAGCGAUAUGCUCGGUACGAAACCGCUCGUCAGCUCGAACGCCACAAAGGAAGCGAUCGUGGCCGAGCUGCCCGGUGCCGAGUGUGUACACUUUGCGGCCAACGUUAGCUGGAAGCUCGGUGCGGUCGUGCUGAGCCCUGGCGAUCUGCUCGACACACCUUCCGCCUCCUCCCAGAAGCGCCUUCUGUACGGUGGUUCCGGUUCGGCAACGCUAUCGAUCACCACGACGACGACAACAACGAUGGCGACAACGACAUCGGCUGCGGCAUCGAUGGUCUCCGGUGAGCUACCAUCUUCACUCGCCGGUGGUCCCGGUUCGACCGGUGAUGCCGACGACGAUCCAUCGGAUCGACUGUCCCCCUCGAACAUGGAGAUACCACCCCUGUCCGACUUCAUCCUCAGCCGUUCGGAUCUUCAAUCGAUGAAACUCGGUGCGAAGCUGGUCGUCCUAAGCUCGUACCACUCCGUCGAACCGAUCACGGGCCGUGGUGUGGCGAAUCUGGCCAGUAGCUGGCUGUACGCGGGUACCGGUGCCGUACUCGUGUCCCUCUGGCCCGUCCCGGAGACGGCGGCCAAGAUACUGCUCCGUGCGUUCUACUCCGCCCUGCUCCAAGGUACCCGUGCAGCGAAAGCGCUCGCUGAAGCGAUGCAAACGGUCCAGCACACGAAACACUUUGCCCAUCCGGCAAACUGGGCCGGUUUCAUACUGAUCGGUGGUAACGUGCGGCUCUCGAACAAGGUUGCCCUGAUCGGGCAGGCACUGUGCGAACUGAUGCGCACUCCGGACAAGUGUCGCGAUGCGCUGCGUGUUUGUUUGCAUUUGGUCGAGAAGAGUUUGCAGCGGAUACACCGGGGGCAGAAGAAUGCCAUGUACACGACACAGAAGAGUAUCGACAAUAAGGCGGGCCCGGUCGGUGGCUGGAAGGAUCUGUUGAUGGCCGUCGGGUUCCGGUUCGAACCGGCCGCCAAUGGGAUCCCGUCGAGUGUGUUUUUCCCCCAAAGUGACCCGGAGGAUCGAUUGUCUCAGUGUUCGGCCAGUUUGCAGGCACUGCUCGGUCUUUCACCGACGACGUUGCAUGCCCUCUCGAAGCUGGUACAUGGGGCGGAGAUUGCGGAUGAAAUUAUCGGAGUGAUGCGCCAUGUGGUGGCUCAGUUUCCAUCGAAGGGUCCGAACAUUAGCAACACUGCCACACUCCCGAUAGGUGAAGCAGCCGGUGGAGGAGGAGGAGGAGGAGGAGUGGUAGGAGGAGGUGGAGGUGAGAGUGCGAUCGAGGUACCGCUCAGUGUGCGGCUGUGGCGUGUUUCCGGAUGCCACGAGUUGCUCGCUUCGCUCGGUUUCGAUCUGAUGGAGGUGGGCCAGGAUCAGGUGACACUGCGGACGGGCAAACAGGCGAACCGCAGAAACUGCCAGUUUGUGCUGCAGGCCCUGUUGGCCUUGUUCGAUACCCAGGAAGCACCCAAGAGUCUCGGUAUCGAAUCGAUGAGCAGUAGUUCCGAGUCGCUGAAUGAAGAUGAUUCCGGCGAUGAGCAACCGUCCACGGUGGCUAGUGGGCAGCAGGAUAACCAAGCAAUCACAGCAGGCCAUUCACAGCAACAGCAGCAGCAGCAGCAGCAGCAGCAGCAGCAAUCUCAGCAAUCGGGUUCCAUCCAGCAACAACAACAGCAACAACAACAGCAACAGCAACAACUGAUGAAGAGCUCCACCUCGUCCACCGUGAGCCCUACACCGACGAAUGCGGACUCACAGCAGCGCAGCAUCUCACCCGCCGUCACCGUCAAAUCGCAAUCGAGUUACAACAACUUUACCAACUCACGACCACCGUUGCCACUGCGGCGCGUUCCGUUCCUUAGCACACGCAGUGCCUUCAUCUCGUACGUACGACGCCGCGGUGAACCGGAUGGUGGCCAAACUGAGGUCGUCAGUGGCGUGCAGCAGCAGCAGCAGCAGCAGCAGCAACAGCAAUCAACAGCCAACGCACCACUCGAUACGAGCCUCGCCAACACCACCGACAGUGAGCUCUCGGAUGGGUACACGACGCAGCAGAUCCUGCUGAAGAGCGAUCACCUCGCGAAGGGUCUCGGUUACUCGAGUCUGCGUGGUACGAUCAAGGUAUCGCGCCCCGGUGGUGGUGGUGAGAGUGAUGCUGCCUUCACACCGAGCCCACCGGUCACACUCCAGAACGUGGAUCCCAACGUGUCACUAGCGUUGGCCCAUCAGACGCGCAUCAAGAAUCUCUACACCAACAACAACGGUCACCACGUUGCACCACCACUACCACCCGGAGUCCCGGCCACAGGAGGACUCGGGGCAGGAACAGGACCACCGCCAGCCCCAACGAUGGGCAUGACGGCGGCAGGUCUACUCUCAGGGCACCAUCUCGGUGGUUACAAUGUGCACGGUGAUAUGCCACUGUCCCGAUCGCAUCCAUCCGAUAACGGACCAGUCCAUCAUCAUCCCAAUCCGGCCAGUAACAACCAUCAUCGCCACCGACCGGAUAGUUCCAGUUCCGCUAGUUCAGCGACGGAUUGGGAAGGUUCAGGUCAUGCCACGGUACUGCGGCGUGCCCAGGGUCAUCACCUACCACCGUUGCCACCACCACGCCAAACUCUACCGAUGGUCGAGAGCUUACGACCGCUGGCACCACUUGCACCCGUUUACAACAACAUCAACGGAUCGGCUUCCGUUGGUAGUUCCGUCGGUGGGAAGCAGCUCGUCAAUGGAAACAACGGCGGUGUUAAUGGUGGUCCAAACGGAAACCGGGCACCACCCCCACCGGCACUCUCGUCGAUGCUCGAAUCGACCAGUUCCGAUUCGGAGUUUGAACGAUCGUUCGAUCUGCCCGGUGGUUCGAGUGCCGCUUCGAUCAGCAGCAAGCUCACUUCGCUCGCCCACAGUCUGCAGAGUAUGCGAUCGCGCAACAAGCUGGGCCGGCCACUCGGUACCGGUGGUGUACCACAUCAUCAACAGCAGCAGCAGCAGCAACAGGCAUCGCACGGUCACGGUCAACUGCAUCACGGCCGUACGACGACCAGCGGUACCGGUAAACUGUCAGCCUCGACGCUAUCGUCCUUCGAUCAUCAUCAGUUCGGUUUCCUCGAUCGGUUGAGCUGCCGCACCGAGAUCCCUACGGCGGCGACGCUCGGUAACCAUCUCGGUGUCGCACCGGGUGCGCACCGUAAGCUGAUCAACGCCACGGCCCUCUCGACACUGCCCGAUGACGAGCGAACGCUCAACCUGAACGCCAGCAAGCUCUACUUCUCGCCAACCGAUGCCGAAAUCAUUCCGCUGUCGGAUGCAACGGCCGAGCUGGGGCUUGGUGCCGGUACUGGUAAGUCCGGUCCGCUCCAUCAUCAACCGCUCCUCACGUCCGUCAUGUCGGUAAGCGGUGCUGGCGGUGGUGCUGCAGGAGUCACUUCCGGUGGAAAGGAUGGCAGUGGCAAUGGUGCCGGUGGUGCUGGUUCCGCGACAUCCACGAAUGCAACCGCCAGCAACCAAAAGACGAUCCAGGACUCGAUAUUGAGGCAUAUGAGCCGCGAAAUGACACCGACCAUCUCGGAGGUGUACCACGAGCGGAACAUCGGGCUCGGACUCGCUCCAUCCCUGUCGAAGCUGCUGCUCAGCAAGAACUACGAUGAGGCGGCCGAUCUUAAAGGACCGGCCAAUGGUUCGAGCAUUGGAAAUGGUGGCAAUGGUAGUGCUGCUGGUGGAGGUUCUUCUUCGUCAGCUUCGGCCGCUGCUUCAGCAGCAGCGGCAGCGGCGGCGGCUGCAGCUUCGCUUCUCAACAAACCAAGUGCCGCCCUUACGGUGGGCAAUCUGGCCGAGGCGAUGAACGAGAUCGAGAUGAAUGCGACCACAUCGAGCAAGCUGGACGUCGAGGGUGCCUGCGGUAUCUGUAGCUCACCGUCCGAUCUGCUGUGCGGUUGCAGCGCAACGUCUACGGUGGCGGCGGUUGCUGCGAUGACGGCCGCACUCGGGGCCAGUACGAUCGCGGGCAAAAAGUCCAGCUCGAACAAACCCUGGCUGAGCAACGUGUCGCCCAACAUCGUGAAGGCGAGCGAUCUGACGACGGCCGACAUACUGGAGCAGCAGAAGCAGCUGAAAUCCUCGUCCGUUGCCAGUGGCCUGACCAGCAAUCUGUCCUCAUCCACCGAGAACUCGCUGUCGACCGUGGUGAAGCGCAGUGGUUCCCCGUUUUCCGAUCUUUCACGGCGUGACGAAGGCGAUGGGCGCAGUGUGGCCGAUUCGCAGUGUUCGGGCAGCUUCCGGACCGACAUUACCGGCUCGACGGUAACGACUUCCAAGAGCUCCGGUCAGCAGCACCAGCAGCAACAGCAACAGCAACAGCAACAGCAACAGCAGCAGCAGCAACAGCAACAACAACAACAACAACAACAGCAGCAGCAGCACCAGCAAGGAUCCAUCGGUAUAAGCAGUGAGCAUCUGAAUGGACAAUCGCAGCAACCACAGCAGUCAUCAACGCUGCCCGUUACGGUGUCCAGCGUUACCCAGCAACGCUCCAAGUACAUUAUCGAUACGUAAAGCACGGUCACUGAUAGCGCGCGUGUAAAGAGACGUAGUGUACAGGAUUUAGGAUUUUACACUUAGGAAUAGAAUUUGUGUAGGAGCGCACUCGCGCACUACAGUUGUACAGAUUUGUUACUAGACGGUAACUGUAGUCCAUGGAACUGAUUAGCCAUUUAGGUAGAACCGUACGCUCCGUAGGAAGGGGUUUUAGUAGAUGUUGCCGUCCCUAGAAGAAUGAACGGUUGAAUAAA